Molecule: messenger RNA, 3330 nt
Organism: Lytechinus pictus (painted urchin)
Lineage: Eukaryota; Metazoa; Echinodermata; Echinoidea; Temnopleuroida; Toxopneustidae
Product: monocarboxylate transporter 9-like
Exons: 5
Coding region: 39-1436 (465 amino acids)
Biological process (GO): transmembrane transport
Cellular component (GO): membrane
Molecular function (GO): monocarboxylic acid transmembrane transporter activity
Source: RefSeq, a predicted model, not a curated record
CUCUGUACACAGGAUGGGUGGGGUCUGUCAACAUCGGGAUGAACUGCCUGGCCAGUCCGAUGGCAGCUUUCUUGGAGAGGCGAAUCGGCUACCGCGCGACGAUAGUUUUAGGAGUUCUCUUCUGCGCCACUGGGGUCUUCGUAUCAUCAUUCGCGCCACAACUCUUCAUGCUGUACUUCACCUAUGGGACGAUGUACGGCAUCGGUAUCAACCUCUCAUUCCAUGCCAGCUUAUGCCUCAUGGUGCAAUACUUCCCGAACAAGAACUGUCGUCGUGCCACUUCAGUCAUUAUGAUCGGAGGCACUUCUGGAAUGCUAGUCUUCAGUCCGGUCAUGGAGAGAUUAAUCGAAAUGUUCACGUGGCGUGGAGCCCUACGGAUCAGCGGGAUAUUCGUUCUCUUCCUUGGCCUCCCAUUUGCGUUGCUCUGCAAGUCACCAGAAGAGACUGUUAAAGAAGUGGAAAAGGUAGUCAGAAAGUAUAGCAAAUGCGCCGAUUCCAUCGAGGAUACGGUUAACAGGUGCAAGCGGGAUCUCCAGAAGGUCUACCCAGGGUAUGAUCCUGAUGACAAGGGGGCAUGGAAGUCGGACUCAAUGGGAAACGAUGGCGAAGACGAGUACGGCGAUGAGAGAGGUCCAUUGCGGGAUCCGAAGACGAACGAUUUGAAAUCGCUAGACUCUAAAUGUGAGAAAGAACAUGCUAUUGAUCUCCUCGAGAAUGUUAUUGUCCAUGAAGAGGAGGAAAAGUCAGGUUGCCAGAAGUGGCGAAUCAUUCUUGGCUCGUGGCGAACCUGGUUUUUCAUCAUCUCCGUUUUCAUUUCAACAUUUUCAUGGAGUUUCUACUGGGUUAAUCUUGUCAGCCACCUGUCAAACGUUGGUCUCUCUCAGCGUCAGAGCGCUCUGGUCCUAUCAUCGUGUGCUGCUGCAGAGUUAAUCACAAAGGUCUCUCUAGCUCUUUUCGGCGAUCACCUACCUGUUAGUAAUGUAAGCAUUCUAGGCAUUCAAGGUCUCAUUACCAGUGCUUUCACCGUCGGGGUCAUGUUCAUCAAUAGCUUCGGUGCUGGUAUCGGCGUUAUUCUAGGUGUUGGAUGUAUGCGGGGUAUAUACCAGGUAGUUCCAUACAUGAGCUGUGUAGAGAUCAUUGGCACACGAUGGGGAGACGAGGCACAGACCCUAACUCUCGUAGUCCAGGGCUUCGGAUACCUUGUUGGGGCCCUUCCUUCAGGUGCAAUAUACGACCUAACCCAGUCUUACCAAACGUGUCUUGUAAUGGUUUGCAUUCUCUUCAUCGUGUCGUCGGUGGCGCUGUUCAUAAUACAGAUCUACGAUCGUUUCUGUGCCAGAAGACAGGAGAAAGAACUGUCUGCAGCCAAAGAUAUGCGUUUGAAACAUUUAUCCUUGCAAAAUGAGAUUAUUGGCGACAAGGUCACGACUGUAUAAGAGAGUGAAUGGUAAGAUAUGUGGGUCGUGAGAGAUAGAUCGUGAAGAGGAAAACAUGCGGCAUGUGUGAUUUGAUUGGAUAUCCCGGGGGGGCCACUUACAUUGACAAGUGGAUACCAUGCGCGACCAAAAAAACACGUAAAAAGGAUGCCUUUUUCAAGAUAGGGCACGUUACUACGUAACGUGAUAAGGGUGUCAAAAACUCAAUAAUAAUGAAAAAGGGUAUCUAUUUCGCUAGGAAAGCUACGUGUUUAGGGUCAAAUUUGCGGGGAUGAUAAAACAAAAUUAAAAUGUUUUAUAAAGGAUGUUCUUUUAGCCCCAACACUACGUGUUUAGAGUCCGAUUUGCGCGAGGUGUGGAAGGUGGGGCCGUAUACUAAACCAAAUGGUGUGUAAAUUAAGCUUAGUAAAACCGACGACCGACGGACCCGUGACAUAACAAGACAAUAUCGCUGUACUUGUUUAGGGGUUCAUUUCAGGGAAUACUUGCCAAGAGUAUCGUUUUGUUUCCAAUACUUGUUAAGGGUAGGGUUUCAGACGGCAAUACUUGUUAAGGGGUGCAUUUUCAGAAUAUGGAAAAUACGUGUUUAGGGUGCUUUUUGAGACCCCAUGGUCGCGCAUGGUAUCCACUCGUCAAUGGAAGUGCCCCCCCCCCCCCCAGGUUGGAUAUCUACGAGGAAAUGAGAAUGAAUCAAUGUUGCCUUAAAAACAUUCUGCCUUACAAAAUGAGAUUAUCAGCGACAAGGUCUUUACUUUAUAAAACAGUGAAUGGAUGAGAGAUGUAUUUUGUGAGAGGGAUGCGAUGUGAGUGGAUAUCUAAAAUGAAGUGGAAACCACUGUUAACUUUAAAUAUUCUCUCAUAAGAAAUGAGUUUAAUGGCGACAGGGUCACGAAUGGACUUAGUAAGAGAUGUAGAUUAUGAGAGAUAAAUAGCGAAGAUAAUAAAGAGGGGAGAACGUGAUGUGAUUGGAUAUCUAAGUAAAAACGAACCUCUGCAUGGUCUUCAGAACAUUCUGUUAAAAAAAAAUAGGUAAACGGCGACAAUGUCGCGAUAGUAUAAAACAGUGAAUGGACGAAUCAUUGAGAGUAAGAGAUAGUGCUUGUUAUGAUUGACAGAUAUUUAAGAGGAAGAAAUAGGCAGUGUGCUAUAUGAUUAGAUAUCAUAUACCGUGUUACACGCUGCAUCGGCUCAGGGUUCAGAACCGCGAGCCGAUGCAGAAUCGGCUUUUUUGUUACAUGUAAACGCGAUUAACUUGCAUCAGCUCUCGGUGCAGAAUCGGCAAUUUUGCACCACCAAAGUAGUAGGUUCAGAAACGCGAGCCGAUGCAGGAUCGGCUUUUUUCUACAUGUAAACAGAAAGCCGAUUCUGCAUCGGCUUUUGGUUCUGAACCAAAAGCCGAUGCACGUGUAAACACGGUAUAAAUAGAAGUGAAAAACGGUACCACUGGCCUUAACUUCAAAACACUCUGCCUUUAAAAAAAUUAGGUUAACAGCGACAGGGUCGCGAAAGUUUCAAUUAGUGAAUGGACAAAUUAAGCGAGAUAUUCGGAGUGUGAGAGAAAGAGUUAGGAGAAAGGAUAUGAAAAUGUGUGUAGAUCGGAUAUAAAAAAUGUCGUGAGAUGUACUUACAGCGAUUAAACUUCAAAUCAUUCCGUCUGCCUUAGAAGUGAGCCUAGUAAGGUUAUCAGCGACAUGGAUAACAGGCUCAUUAUUUUAUAGCAAAUGGAAUGGACGAUUUUUUUGUGAAAGUUUAGAGAAAGACUAAAAAAAUAUUGGAUAAAGUGAAAGGAAUUUUUAUUUACAACCACCGAUUAAACUUCAACCACACUGCCUUACGGAAUAUGGUUCUUUGGUUAAUAGCGACAGGGUCACAAUUGCGAAAAAAUAGAAGAAAU